Molecule: messenger RNA, 1763 nt
Organism: Saitoella complicata NRRL Y-17804
Lineage: Eukaryota; Fungi; Ascomycota; Saitoellomycetes; Saitoellales; Saitoellaceae
Exons: 5
Coding region: 50-1714 (554 amino acids)
Biological process (GO): regulation of transcription by RNA polymerase II
Cellular component (GO): SAGA complex
Molecular function (GO): transcription coregulator activity
Source: RefSeq, a predicted model, not a curated record
AGGUAAACAGAGGGUAACUGGCAUACAUCACCGACAGGGACCAAACAGGAUGAUGGGCCAGUUUGCCUCCGAGAGGCCGAUUGCCAUGAAAGCUCCUAAACCGAAGGCUACGAAGGUACCGGCGCAUGCGUCGAAGAUCCCGGCUGGUACUCCACAGAACAAGUCGUUGAUGGAGAGGAGGAAGACGAAGGGGGGUGCAACGCCGAUGGGUGGGGUUGGGGCUAUUGAUCCGGCGCUGAGGAUGCAGCAGAAGAUGCCGCCGCCGAAUACACCACCCACAACGAAAAACAUCCUCGAGCGGUAUAAGGAUGCUCCACCAAGCUUGAUCAUCCACCUCCACCAGCAACACUUCCGAUUCGAACAACAAGACGGUAACUUUCAAUACAACAGCCCUAUGAAGUCUAUCCUAGAACACAUCCGCCUCGAAACUAUCCCACCAGACUGCGUCGAAGUCUUCCGUGACGCACGUAUCCGAUUCUAUGAAGGCUGCCUCAUCGUCCAAAUCAAAGACCACCGACCCCUAAAACACACACCCCAACUUAACAUCCAAGCACCAGCACCACCACCCUCAAACGAACACAUCACCCCCUCCCCGCACAUAAACGCCUCUCAACCCCCCCAACGACCAGCAAGCAGUACGGGCCCAGAACGAACCUAUACAACCGUCCUCCACCCAACCGCAGAAAGUUUAUGGGCAGAUAUGUGUCUGAUGUCAGACUACACUGACCCCCGCGUCAAUGACGAUUUCUCCCUCCGCAUGGAAUCCCUCGUCCUCCUCGCUACCUCGCCCCCUCUCCACCUCGAUCCCCUCCCGCACCCCUCGGCCCUCCCAUCCCUUCUCAAAUCAAUCCUCCCACUCGCCCCUCCACCACCGACACGCAAAAAGAGAACGUCGCAUGCGCUACAAGACGAAGAGGCCGAGCGGGAGGAGGAGGAGAGGCUCAUGUUGAUUAUGGAUGAGAAGUAUGGGGUUGGGGCUGCUAGUGGUGGUGGCCGGAGCGGGAAGGGUAAGAAGAGGGAGUUUCAGCCGGCAUUUGGGAGGAUGGCGUUUGUCGAGGCAUGGAGGAAGAAGCAGAAAGCAAGGAUCGCCUCCACUCAAGCAGGCCGUCCGAAUACGGCUGCGGCGCAAGCGCAAGCUCAGGCUGCGAAUGCGGCGCAGGCUGGUGGGCAAGGGCAGGGUGUGGGACAGGCGGCAGCAGCAGCUCAGGCUGCGCAAGCGGCACAGAUUCAGGCGCAGAUUGCACAGCAACAGGCGCAGGCUCAAGCACAAGCACAGGUUCAAGCGCAAGCGCAAGCACAGGCCCAUCUCGCCGCUCAGCAGGGUGGUACACCUCUCCAUCUACCUGGACAACCCGCCGCUGGCGUACCCGGGGUGCCAGUGGUAGCAGGACCAGGAACCCCCGGUACAGCCCUCUCCGCACAAGAAGCCGCUCGAGCCCACCAAGCCGCCAUCGCUCGCGCCCGCGCAAACAUGGGUCAACCCAUCCCCGGCGCUGGCCCCGGUGUCGGUGUUGGUGCUUCAGCGGCACAAGCGCAGGGUGCUCUGGCAAAUAUGACGAUCCAGCAGUUGCAGGACGUGGUCGCUGUGCAGCGUUCAAGGGGAAUUCCGAUACCGCCGGCGAUUCAGGCGAGAUUAAAUGCGGCGUUACAGGCUCAGGCGCAAGUACAGGCUGCGCAGGCGGCGGGGUUGGGGGUUGUCAAGAGGGAGGGAUGAUGAAUAGGUAUCAGAAGGCGUUUGUGUGAUGGUAGAAAUGAAGACUAAU